AUGGGUACAUUUGCGCUUAAAAUUGACAUUAGUAAGGCAUUCGAUGGAGUGGAUUGGGAUUUUUUAAGAGAUGUGAUGCGGUGUCUGGGUUUUUCGACUUUAUGGGUGAAUUGGAUGUUUUUGUGUUUUUCACAAGUUAAUUAUAAUGUGAAUUUUGAUGGUCUUCUAAUCGGUCCUAUUAAACAUGGGAGGGGCUUAAGGCAGGGAGAUCCUUUACCCCCUUAUCUGUACCUUAUUUGUGCGGAAGUUCUUUCUCUUCUUUUUUCUGAUGCCAAAAGGCAGGGUUUAAUUCAUGGGCGUUGGGCAAGUAGUCGAUGUCCUAGGACUUCUCACCUAUUAUUUGCAGACGAUUCACUAUCCUUUUUCCAGGCAAAUGUCUUUGAAGCCUCUCAGGUUCAAUCUAUCCUUUAUGAGUAUGAGAGAGCUUCUGGUCAGUCGGUGAAUUUAGGGAAAUCAGGUAUUUUGUUUAGCCCAAAUGUUAGUAUGGAGCUUGAGCUUAAUAUUUCAGCGAUUCUUGCUGUGCAUAACCCUUUGGGUGGAGCCUUAAGAAGGAUGGUUGUAUGGGGUUCAGAGACUUACAUUGCUUUUAAUGUUGCUAUGCUAGCAUGGAGUCAGAUGGAGAGUAGGGAAUGUUCUUUUGAUAGUAGAGAUUUGCUUAUUUGGUACUAUGAUAAGAAGGGGAUAUACACGGUGAAAUCACGGUAUUAUGUGAGUUUGAAGGGAAGGAAGGUGCUGAGUUGUUUAUUGUUUUGGCUUGGAAAAUAUGGUAUUUCCGAAACUAGCUGCUGGAAUCAACGUGGUAGCUCUGCUGUGGAUAUUCAUACUACUGCCGUGAAGUACCUGUCGGAUUGGCAAGUGUACUUGCCACAUGAAGCUGUUGUGACGUCCAUUUCAGUGCUUCAUCGACAUGCACGUGCAGCACCAUCCAUUCAAGCUCAUAAUUUUGCUUGGCUUUGCUUCGUUGAUGGAUCAAUGUUCACAACCAAGGAUUUCAUUAGGUAUGGUUAUGUUAUUGAGGACAGUGAGGGAUGGUUUCAACGUGCAGUUUUAGGGUUUCAGGAAGGCAAUGGCUCGGCGGCAGUGGUGGAGGCUCUAGCUCUUUGUUCCUGCUUUCAUAUGCUCGUGAAUUUCUUCCUUUAA
This is a messenger RNA of Jatropha curcas, 1140 nucleotides long. The record is from RefSeq and is a predicted model, not a curated record. Lineage: Eukaryota; Viridiplantae; Streptophyta; Magnoliopsida; Malpighiales; Euphorbiaceae.